GGCUCUGACAGUCGUCUUCGAAAACUGAGGCAUUUACUUCACAAUUCUCUAUCAUGCAAAUCGGUGAUUUUAAUGCAACUUAAAAAGGAAUAUUCACUUCAACGCAAGCUGACAAUAUAAUGGCCGGGAACAUGUACGGGCCAAUGCCAAACCAUCCACCGAACCCGAAUCCAAUGGAUCUAAUGGCAAUUAAGGAUAUUUAUCCGGGUCUCAAAAAUAUCAACGUAAUCUUCAUUAUCCUCGACAUUGGACCCGUUACGCUAACGAAGGAAAAUCGAGAGGUGCGAACAUUUAAGGUGGCUGACCAGAGUGCAGCAAUCAACGUUUCGAUUUGGGAUGAGCCCGGAAAGCAACUAUCGCCGGGGGAUAUCGUGCGACUGACGAAAGGUUACUCCGCUAUUUGGCGCCAAUGCCUCACGCUGUACUCGGGAAAGAACGGAGAAAUAGUUCGUCUAGGUGAUUUCUGCUACAAUUUCAAUGAGAUGGUAAACAUGAGCGAACCGAACCCCAAUCUAAGCCCCUCGAUACCACCGCCCAUUCUCAACAACGGUUCCGGCGCUGGCCCGAACAAUGGAGGAACCAACAAUAACGGUACCGGAAAAUCAAUCGGAGUUCCUAAAUCGAUGGCAAACAGUAAUCCGCUGCAUCAAGGCGGCGUGUCACAAUCCAAACCGCACUCGGCUACGACUCGUUACGCCGUGGCCGCUGCAGCAGCUGCUGCAGCAACACCGCCAGCUCCCAGUAUCAUGAAACCAUCUCAAAAAAAUUCCCCCCGUUCAGGACGGAACAAUCAGGGUAAAAGCACUGCCGUGAAGAAUGAUCGAAGAUAGCAGUUAACUCAUCCUUUUAGUGCACAACAAACAAUUGAUGGUAGUUUCACCUAGUACACAACCGACCAGUAUGCUGUUGAGUAUCCAAGCUAAGUUUCUGCUCUGAGGCAUAUUUAUAAAAACGUAAAAAUAGUAAACAUUCCUACUAGGAUCCACAAAAGUUUUUGUCUUCUCAAAUGUCUGCAAAACAACUGCAUUUCCUUACUUUUUCUACACACAGAGUGCAUUUUCGACAAGCACUGUACUUUUCGCCCGUGCGAGCGAACAUAAAAUAAACA
This is a messenger RNA of Anopheles bellator, 1108 nucleotides long. Its product is annotated as SOSS complex subunit B homolog. Gene Ontology annotation, molecular function: DNA binding. Gene Ontology annotation, cellular component: SOSS complex. NCBI's taxonomy places the organism in Eukaryota, Metazoa, Arthropoda, Insecta, Diptera, Culicidae. The record is from RefSeq and is a predicted model, not a curated record. Gene Ontology annotation, biological process: response to ionizing radiation; double-strand break repair via homologous recombination; mitotic cell cycle checkpoint signaling. The transcript has 2 exons. Bases 120 to 830 code for a protein of 236 amino acids.